AUGGCCCUGCGACGCUUCAACGCCGGCGGAAAGAAGCAGAAGGAGCUGACCGAGGAGCAGAAGCAGGAGAUCAAGGAGGCUUUCGACCUCUUCGACACGGAUGGCUCAGGCGAGAUCGACUCCAAGGAGCUGAAGGUGGCCAUGCGUGCCCUGGGCUUCGAGCCCAAGAAGGAAGAGAUUCAGAAGAUGAUCUCAGACGUUGAUGACGACGGCAGCGGCACCAUCGGGUACGAAGAGUUCCUGAAGAUGAUGACCCACAAGAUCCUGAACCGAGAUCCGAAGGACGAGAUCCUCAAGGCCUUCCGGCUCUUCGAUGACGAUGAGACCGGCAAGAUCUCUUUCAAGAACUUGAAGCGCGUAGCCAAG
Molecule: messenger RNA, 366 nt
Organism: Symbiodinium necroappetens
Lineage: Eukaryota; Dinophyceae; Suessiales; Symbiodiniaceae
Source: the annotation of a GenBank genome assembly